Cuscuta campestris is the source of this 1414-nucleotide messenger RNA. The record is from the annotation of a GenBank genome assembly. NCBI's taxonomy places the organism in Eukaryota, Viridiplantae, Streptophyta, Magnoliopsida, Solanales, Convolvulaceae.
CUGAUUUUCGGGCUGCAUGUGUUUCUUCUUUAAUAAAGUCCCAAUCUUUGUUCAUAAUUUUGACUCUUAUUAAGGUAAAAUUAGCUGAAAAAUGGGGGAUUUGAGCUGCAUGGGUUGCAAGAAAAUUGAGGAAACUAUUUACUGGUCUCACUUUCAAACGGUUCAGUUCUUUCAGAUUCUCUCUGGGUCGCAUUAUGAUCAUCAGCUUGCUCUUCCCAAGAAAUUUGCUGAGAACCUUAGAGGCAAACUAGCAGGCACAGUUUCCCUCAAAGGACCUAGUGGUUCCGUAUGGAAAGUGGGGUUGGAAGCAGAUGGAGAUGAUCUGUACCUUAAGCACGGCUGGAAAACGUUCGUACAAGAACAUUCCUUGCAAAAGAACGAUGUCUUGGUAUUCAAGUACCAUGGGAAUCUGCAGUUUGAUGUGUUAGUGUUUGAUCAGCUGAGCUUAUGCGAGAAAGAAGCAUCGUAUUUUGUCAAACAAUGUGCCCACACGGAGAUUGUAGUCGCAGAUAAAAAAGACAAAACUGCCCCUCCUCGAACCAUCCGUUUCGGUGCAGCAAUCAGCGAGUCCUCGGACGAGGAGGUCACAAGGAUUGUUGUGAGGAAAAAGCCAAGGAAGGAUGUUGUGCCUAAGCAGGUGAUGAAUCAAUAUAGUGGGAAGCCAAGGAACCGACCCGCGGAUAGCAGUGGUCCAUCGUCAUCACGUGUGGGUUUGUCUCUUAGAUUGGAUUCAAAGAGGAGGCCGGUGACGGAAGAGGAGAAAGACAAAGUUAUCCAGGCGGCAACCGUUGCAUCUUUCGACAAUAGCCUCACUGUGAUCAUGAGGGAAUGCCAUGUCUACACGGGCUUCUAUUUGACAAUCCCGGUGGAUUGGUCGAGGAAGCAUCUUCCUCAGGCAAACUUUGAGGCGUGCCUGCGCGUGAAGGAUAAAGCAUGGAUGGCAAAGUGUUACUACCGAAGAACAAUGGGCGGGCAUGGGAUCUCAAGAUCGGGUUGGAAAUAUUUUGCCCUCCAAAACCAUCUUGAAAUGGAUGAUGUGUGCGUGUUUGACAUGGUUAGCCGAAGCAACAAAUUGUGCAUCUUUGACGUCCGCAUUUUCCGCGUAGUUGAUGACGUGGCGCACAGGAAGGCCAUCGCGUGGGCCCCAUCGUUGAAGGAGAAAGGCGGUCGGCUGAAGAAGCAUCAUCCCGAGCCGAUGGCUUCACCCUAGAUGGGGUGCCCUAUAUCUGACAGUACCCUUUUUGCAGAUAUUAACAGACACGGAACAAUGCUGGAUGUACGUAUGUGAUAUAUGCCAGUACAAUGUGUCAAAAAUGUUGUACAAAUAACUUUUUUUGGGUGCCACUUUGAAAUGGCUGCUUUGAACUCUAUUUUUUGAAGUAUGAUCUUAGGGGAACAAAGUUUGGUUCUGAUG